Molecule: messenger RNA, 441 nt
Organism: Fraxinus pennsylvanica
Lineage: Eukaryota; Viridiplantae; Streptophyta; Magnoliopsida; Lamiales; Oleaceae
Source: the annotation of a GenBank genome assembly
AUGCAUUUACUUUGUACGACAAUCAGGGGCUCAGUUAUUCACAAGCAGUACUUCUAUGGAUCAGCCAUAUUGCUGCCGCUGACAUCAGUUUUUAUGGUUCUUCCCUUGCCUAACAUUCCAUUCUUUUGGAUCUUAUUCCGCACUUAUUCGCACUGGAGAGCUGCAAAGGGAAGUGAGAAGCUUCUUCAUGUAGUCACCGAUGAUUCCUCUGGUCCGAAUCAGCAUCUUGAGUCAAAGAAGAGUGAGAGUACAACAUUGAACUCUGAUAAAGGAAGUGACGAUUCUGUUGGUCCUCCAUGGGUUUUCGACCCGUCCAAGGAACUUGAUGAGGUUAUUCACCAUGAUGAUGCCAAUGGUCUUAGUAAAUGUAGUAUAAAAAAAAUCUGCGAGAAAUUCAAUUUGAAUACAUUGGAUGUUAUAAAGUACCAUGAGUCCAUGUAA